Molecule: messenger RNA, 1599 nt
Organism: Closterium sp. Naga37s-1
Lineage: Eukaryota; Viridiplantae; Streptophyta; Zygnematophyceae; Desmidiales; Closteriaceae
Source: the annotation of a GenBank genome assembly
AUGGCGCGGCGUGGCGGUGCCAUGCGUUUCUCUCCCCCUGCACUCCUUCCUCGCCCCGCGCUUCCUCUCCGCCUCUGCCUGUGCGUUCCUCUCCUUUGUCCUCGCCUCCUCGCCUCCUCGCCCUCCUCCGCUCAGGUGAUGGUUACCCCUUUCCAUCUGCUCACCACCACCCCCUUCCUCCCCUGCUUGCCCUCUCCGUUCCCACCCGUUCAUCACCUCCUUUCCAACUCCUUGUUGGUGGCAAUCGCCGGUGCCCUUUUGGAUGGCGUGGAGCCGUUAGGCAACCUGCAUGGGGGGGUGUCAGCGCUGGUCACGGAGGCAGUGGGCAGUCUAGGCGCUGCUGUCGCUGCUGGUGCGCCGGUGGUGGGGGUGGAAGUGGCAUGCAGUCACCUCAGAGGGGCACCCAUUGGCACUCCUCUCAUUGCUGUUGGCACUCCCUUGAGAGUCGGCCGCACCGUUCAGGUGUGGGAGGUCCGCCUGUCAGCUUCAAGCGACCGUGUGCCGGCACAACAAGGCGAGCCAGCGCCUGCUAGCGAGGUGACUCUUGAGUCGACUCAAAAGGCAGCAGCAACAUGGUCUCGUCACUUGCCCUCCCUAUCGCACUCACAGUCACCAGACAGCAAGGCAGGCCCGAGCCUAGAGCCUCAGCAGCAGCCGUUGCCACCUGAUUGCACACCUGAGGGUUUUACGGCUGGCCGAUUGCUGGCAGUGGGGCGACUGACGUGUGUUGCCUUGCCCCAGAGCCGUGGAGGAGGGGCGAAUGGGGAGAAUGGGAAUGGAGGGGAGGCGAAAAGGAAUGGAGGCGGCGAGAAGGAAGCGAACGGGAGUGGAGGAGAAGCAUCGAGGCGAGAGGAAAGUGGAGCGUUGGGAAACCGAGAGGAGGGAAGUGCAGAGGCGGAGCUGAAGCAGCGGAUCGGGGAGAGUAAGGAUGAGCAUGAGGGCGCAUGUGCAUGUCUCUGCCUCGAAUCCCCUCGCUUUGACUCGCCGCCCUUCAACCGUCUGCCCAUCCACAAGUUCAUCGGCCUUCGCUUCCUCUCUGCCUGCCCUCACCGCGUCGUUGCGGCGUUCGUCUCGUCUCCAGCAACCGCUCAGGUACUGCUGCUGGCUGGUCAAAAGGUGACUUGUGAUUCGACCUUAAAGGCAUCUCCUGCAGCCACUCAGCCCUUUAACAACGUGCAUGGGGGAGUAUCAGCCAUAGUCACGGAGACGCUGGGCACUACGGGCUCGAGCCUAGCAGCAGGGGGGCUGGUGGUGGGAGUGGAGGUGGCCAUCAGCCAUCUCAGGCCGUGCCCCCUCGGCACUCCCGUGGUUGCUGUCGCUGUGCCGCUGCGAGCGGGGCGCACUGUUCAGAUAGUGAGGGGCAGCAGGGCAACUACUGGCAGUGGGACGGCUGACAGCGGUGGUGGUGGGCAAGGGGGAUGGCAAGGAGAGGAGCAAGGCAAGGCUGUGAAUGGAAUUGUGGUGACUCCAAGUGGUGCAGUCUAUUGGUAUCGUCUGGCGGUGGGGCGGAUGACAGUGGUGGUGCUGGAGAAGGGAAUGGGGAGGAAAGGAGGAAGGAGAAGCUGUGAUGGAAUGGUGGUGACGCGUAGUGUAUUCUGA